UCUGGUGAGCGAGAAGGAUGUACCACACGAAGUACGACGAGUCGCGGGCACGGGACACGACCCACUGGUGGGUCACGGCGGGACUGUGCGGGAUGGUGGUCACCUUGGCCUUCGUGGGGCUCACGCUGUGGCUGGGGAUGGAGGAACCUCGACAGGUGGACUCUACAGAGUUCCGGUACAGUCCACCACCCCAAGGGGAGCCGAGGGGUAUCCCGCGGCCUCCUAGGGGCAGGAUAGAGAAGGUCCACAAAGAGGAGGAGAAGUCGCCAACCCGUCUGAAGUUACCGAUACCCCAGGCACCACCCAUGGGACAAGAGGACACCCAGGAGAUCCGGACCUACAAGGGGACACUUCAUCACGGUGAGGAACUCAUGAACGAAACAGGAGUAAAGGAGAGCAGCAUUAAGAAGAAAAGCGAGGCUGUAUUCCCUUCAGGAUUUGAUCCCGACAUGUUCUUGUCCCACGGUAUUUUUGGUGCCGACAACAGACGAGAUGAUCUUUCAAACGAUUUUGAAAGUCAUGAAAGACCCGAAAUUCCACCCUUUUCGUACAUUCGAGAGCCCAACGAAGUGGAAGACCGAAUAGACGACGCCCCCGGUAAUUCUUUCCUGUACCCGGACUCGAGUGUGGAGAAUUUUGGAGACGAUACGAACUCCCUCACGGAUUUCUUCAAGAAGAGCUUCCAAGAAGUCCGGGAUUGGUUGAUGACUCGCGGUGACCAGACUGCGAAUUCUGAAUGGCUCCAACUUUUGUCGGCCUUCAACCAAUCGGUGAUCCAGAGGAAUCUGACAGCAAUAAUGACGCAGCUGAAGGAUAUGUAUAACUCUUCGGAUGUAGCUGACGUUCCUGUGUCUUCUUUGCUGUAUCCAGAUGCGCGUAAUGGAUCCAGCCUACUAUCCUUCGGACUCCUCGCCAUCGACUUGUUCCUCCUUCACAACGUCCAGCAAAUAGCCUGGAACGAACAGGACGACCGGAUGCUGGACGAUCCGGAAGUGGUAGCGAUGAACGCUCUCUUCCUGCCACCUGACCGGCUGCGGCAGCUGCACCAGAAGGGUUCGCGAGUGUUGAAAACCUCCGAAGACAAGAGCGUUCUGACUGAAACCUUGGAAUUCGUCAACAGCAUGCUGAGGGCUAUCCUGAACCUCAACAAGGCCUUCAGGAGGUCCGGAAUGGCCAGAGAGACAGGUCCUAACACCAUGGAUUGUAUAUGGACACUGUACUGCAGAAAUCUUGACAAGACUGCAAAAUUACAAGGGCCGUACGGGUUCCUCGCCAAGAUGAACAGCCUAGGCCUGCGUCUCAUGAUGGGGGAGUUCCCAGCAGACAAGGCUUUUUCGCAGCUGCUGGCAGAGGCCACCUCAGGCUGGAGACCCAUCGACUGCCAGAGGCUCUUUCCAAGGUGUAGCGUGGACGAAGCGAAAGACGUAGUUAUGAACACUGUACUGGGUGAAGCGCCUGCAACAUUUACAUAGGCAAUACACGCUGUACACACCGAUGGUGUUAAUAGUUUCUACACAAAGCAGGCGCUGCCGUUCUAAUAUUAGUAGACCGGUCAGCAUCAUAAGACUGUUAUUAUUUUAGAUUUCGUACUAGAACAGGGUUUAUUAUGUAGUGUUAGCAUAAGUUGUAUAUUUAAUUAUGCCUAACUAUAAUAGUCAAGGACGUAGCCAGCGACGGGGGUCCAAGGGGCCAGGACCCCCCAAAUGUUCACGAUUACCCCCCCAAACUUUUUUAAUAAACGAUUAUUAUCAUUUAAAUAAUUCAGUAUUACUGACAUGUCCUGCUUAAUGAUCGUUUUCAUCAAAGAGACGUGUCAAGAACUUUUUAAGGAACAAAAUGGGACCAAACUCUUUGUCCACUACGGGAAAAUAUUAGUUGCCUGGACCCCCCCCCCAAACUUUUUCCUGGCUACGUUCUUGAUAGCAGUAUUAUACUAGAGUUUGUCAUGUACAUCUAUUUCUUUAUGCAAUAGUUCGUUUGUUAUUUGAAAAUAAGUUUGUUUGAAUGCAAUAUUUUAGAGCAAUUGUUAUAUUUUACAACUAAGGAACUCAUGAAAAUUGUUAUUGUGUAGCUACUACAAAGAGUUUUAAAACUAAAAGACUAAGUAACUAAGUAAUGGUUUUUUUUAUGAAUCAAUUGAAAGUAACAAAACUACAGUUUUUCAUGUACAACAUCUAUUUAUUUAUACAAUCAAUCGUUUGUUAUUUGAAAAUCAGUUUGUUUGAAUGCAAUAUUGUAGAGCAAUUGUUGUAUUACACGACUAAGGAACUCAUGAAAAUUGUUAUUGUGUAGCUACCACAAAGAGUUUUAAAACUAAAAGACUAAGUAAUUAAGUAAUGGUUUUUUAUGAAUCAAUUGAAAGUAACAAAACUACAGUUUGCAAUGUACAACAUCUAUUUAUUUAUACAAUCAAUCGUUUGUUAUUUGAAAAUCAGUUUGUUUGAAUGCAAUAUUGCGGAGCAAUUGUCGUAUUACACGACUAAGGAACUCAUGAAAAUUGUUAUUGUGUAGCUACUACAAAGAGUUUUAAAACUAAAAGACUAAGUAACUAAGUAAUGGUUUUUUAUGAAUCAAUUGAAAGUAACAAUACUACAGCUCUCCUUAUCUGAUAUUAGUAACUUCUAUACAUUGUAUGUACAAAAUAUGACUCAGUAUAACGUAAACAUAUUAGUCCCUAGUAAUCAUUUGCAUAUAAACGAACAAUCUUUAUACAUUGCUUUCGAAGAUAAUUACAAAAAUGAUAUACAAGGUUUUGAAGCACGUUCAUUUAUACGAGGCUUCUUAAACAAUUUCAAAAAGCAUUGAAUGAUAACUUUUCUUACUGAACGUUAAAUUCAUUAAAUUACAACCCUUAAGCCAAAGAAAUUACGAAAAACAUAACUAAAACAGAUUGCUUUACAUCUUGAUUAUAUAGCGAUAUAAUCAGUCGAUAAGUAGACAUGUAUAUAGUGUUAUAACACUUGUAUCGUAAUAUAAGUUUAUAUUUAAGCGCAUUCUGGUAUUUUUAGGUUUAACGCAUCGCAUUAGUGUUUAAGUUAGUAAGUUAUUACAUAGUAUAUUUAGUUUCGCUUAAGUGAAGCUUGAUCUUUUGUAUUCUACUUGUCAAUUUCGAGAUUAUUGUUAUGCACAAUAAAUACUAUUUUG
Homalodisca vitripennis (glassy-winged sharpshooter) is the source of this 3144-nucleotide messenger RNA. RefSeq lists its product as uncharacterized. Lineage: Eukaryota; Metazoa; Arthropoda; Insecta; Hemiptera; Cicadellidae. The record is from RefSeq and is a predicted model, not a curated record.